Molecule: messenger RNA, 324 nt
Organism: Mycena indigotica
Lineage: Eukaryota; Fungi; Basidiomycota; Agaricomycetes; Agaricales; Mycenaceae
Exons: 2
Coding region: 1-324 (107 amino acids)
Source: RefSeq, a predicted model, not a curated record
AUGCAUCUGAUGGGAUUUGUCAGAGAUAUUGCCGCUCGAAUUGGUUCUCAUGUUCGCCAUUAUCUCAAAUCAGCCAUCAACAAUACCCUCGCUUAUGGGAUUGGCUCCAAAACAGUUGAAGCUCUCCUCAAGCCUACUUCUUCUGUUCCAACAAAGAAUGCCUUUAUAGAGCGACUGGGCAACAACUUUGAGCUUCAUCAAAUGUUUGUGGUGGACUUCAUGCACGAGUUUGAGCUUGGGGUCUGGAAGAAUAUAUUCACGCAUCUUAUCCGUCUUCUCCAUGUACAGCCAAUGGGCUAUGAGCUUGUUGCUGACUUGAAUUGA